Molecule: messenger RNA, 2482 nt
Organism: Nerophis lumbriciformis (worm pipefish)
Lineage: Eukaryota; Metazoa; Chordata; Actinopteri; Syngnathiformes; Syngnathidae
Source: RefSeq, a predicted model, not a curated record
GUGUUUGUUUUAAUCGCCGGGAAAGACGUCAUCGAAAUGUCGUUCAUCAAACAGUUUGUGAGGGAGCGGCUCAUGGCGGCGGCUGAUGAAAUAUUCGAGAUGUUUGAGACAACGAUCACGUCGUACGAGGAAGAACUUGCUCGAACGAGAGAGGAGAACACGCUGCAACGACAACAACUGGACGCUGUUAGCGAGACUCCAAACGUGAUCCGCGAUAAAGAUGUCCAAGAGGGGAGCUCCACUUUUAAGCCGCAGGAUCCACAGCCCCCCCACAUUAAAGAGGAAUAUGAGGAACUCUGGAUCACUCGGGAGGAAGAGUGUAUUUUCAGGCUGGAGGAGACUGAUCUCACACUGACUGUAGUCUCUGUGAAGACUGAAGACCAUGAUGACAAACCACCUGAGUUUUCACAUCACUUGUGUCCAGCAAACGUCCAGCAGCUUAGUCCACCUCAUCCACAUGGAGAGAACUCCACUUUGGAAAUUAGGGAUCCACAACACCGUAACGUUAAAGAGGAAGAGGAAAAAGACUUCUUUCUAGGGUCGGAGGAGGCUGAUCUCACCACUGUUGUUGUUUCUGUUAAGACUGAAGAUGACAAAGGCAAACUACAAGGAGACAAUUUCUUAGCCCCACUAUCAGAACGUGAGGAGGAAGACAGAGACGACAGCCAAGAAGCUUUCAGCAGUGAUACGGUCUGUGAAGAUUUGACGAGGACUCACACUGACAACAAACACUCUGAAAAGAAGACUGAUGAAGAACAUUCCACCUGCUCACUUUGCGAUCAAAUCUUUUCUAAAAAGACCGAUUUCACCCGACAUAUGCGAACACACACAGGGGGAAAACCCUUUAAAUGCUUACUCUGCGAUGAAAGAUUCACUAACAAAGCAUCCUGGUUAUUACACAUGAGUGAACACACAAGACCAAAGCCGUUUAGUUGCUCAGUUUGUGAUAAAAAAUAUUCCACUAAGACUCAAGUCACACAGCACAUGAGAACACAUACAGGCGAAAAACCCUUUAGUUGUUCAGUUUGCGACAAAAGUUUCUCUUUUAAAAAAUCUGCGGUAGACCACAUGAGAACGCACACGGGAGAAAAACCCUUCAGUUGCUCAGUUUGUGAUAAAAAAUUCUCUCAUAAUAAAACAAUGGUAUCCCACAUGAAAACCCACACAGGGGAAAAACCCUUUAUAUGCUCUGUUUGUCUUAAAACAUUCUCUCUGAAGAUACAUAUGUUAACACACAUGAGAACACACACAUGGGAAAAACCCUUUAAGUGCUCAAUCUGCGAUGAAAGAUUUACUAAGCAAGCAUCCUGGUUAUUACACACGAGUGAACACACAAGACAAAAGCCGUUUAGUUGCGCAAUUUGUGAUAUAAAAUGUUCCUCUAUGACUGAAGUCACACGGCAUAUAAGAACACAUACAGGCGAAAAACCCUUUAGUUGUUCAGUUUGCAGCAAAAGUUUCUCUCUUAAAGCAUCUGUGGUAGGCCACAUGAGAACGCACACGGGAGAAAAACCUUUCAGUUGCACAGUUUGCGGUAAGGGAUUUGCUCUAAAACCAAACAUGACUUCGCACACGAGGACACACGCAGGAGAAAAGCACUUGAGAUGUUCACUUCGUACAAAACAUUUACCUUGCAUGAAACUUUGAUGAUACACAUGCGGACACACAAUGGGGAAUAAAUGUUUUCUUGGUCACUUUGUGCUUAAAGGUGUCUAUGAAUGUUCUCAUUCAUCCAGGCCAUUGUCAUCGCUGGGCAUUCAAUCCAUCGCAACUGGACUGUUUGGUUUUUCUUAGAAGACGUUUCGACGCUCAGCCGAGUAGCAUACCUGCCAACUACUCCGGUUUUCCCGUAAUUAGUACGGUUUUCAUCAACCUAUUCCGGGUUACGGUUGCAGUGAUAAAAAUACGGUUUUUCAUUAAUUAAAUUUUUUUUUUUUUUUUAAAGUUUUAUUCACGAAAUCGCGAACCAACAAUGACAAUCGACACUGCUUCCCGUAACUUCCUAUCGAGCCAUUCCGAAUGCCAUGCGCGAGGCUAUUUAUAGCACCGCUGCCAAGCACGAGGCACCAGUUGCCAUUGUUUCCAAACGAGCGAACAGUCAUGGAAUCCGCCGGAGAAAAAUCGCAAUUGAGUCUUAAACCGAAAAGAAAACUGCAGUCAUUCCGUGAAGAAUAUUCAAAAGCCUAUCCGGGAAUAAUUAUCCGUUCCAAAAAGGGUGGAAACUACGCGAAUUGCACCUUGUGCGGACAAGAUUUUUCGAUCGGACACGGAGGAAUUAGCGAUGUAAAAGACCACGUUGGGACAAAAAAACACAAGUCUAAUGCCGUUGCUAGCGAUACAAGUGGAAAACUUUCAACGUUUUUCGUCGCCCAAACAGAUUCUUUGGAUGUGAUAAAUGCCGAAGUUUUAUUUACGGAGGCAAUAAUUGAGCAAACAAAAAGGUAAUGACACCAAUGUUAUCUAUUGGAAUUGUUUAGUACUG